AGUAAAUUGAACAAAAACACACAUCUUGUAACAAAGGAGAAUAAAAACCCUGCAUUUAUUCUUCUACAAGUUUUUCAUACUAUAGCAUACAAAGUAGAACUAAACUUGAGAUCAAAGCAAUCACAAUUUUUUAUUCUCAUAUUCCUGUAUACAACCAACCCAAUUCUGAUUGUUAAUUAAUAGUAGCAUUCUCUAUUUAGAUUUUUAGGUACCUCUCUUCUCUUUUUCUUGUUAAGUGCAAUAUAUACUCAUGCACCAAAAAAGUGAGGAAGAGAAUUUAAUUCCUUCCCACACAUCAACAAGUAGUUGCAUGAGGGGGCAUUAAUCUUUAUUGAAGAGACAAGUUUUCCUUUUCUUAAUUAAUUAUUGUAACUACUUUAAAAAUUCGUCUCUUAACUCAACCGUUCUCUCUGUCUCUUUUAGUUUGUUUUCCAUUUUUUGUUUUGUAUAGCAAAAGAAGAGGAAACAUAGAAAAGAAGAGAUAUAUAUAUCUAUAAAUGGAAUGAGUGAAGAAAUGACUCUAUGCAGUGACAUUCAAAACAAUGAUCAUAGUGUAACACUGGAGGGACGAACGGAUAGCUUAAUUAGAACAUGUCUCACAUGUGGUCAUCAUAUCAAAUGCCAAGAUCAGGGUGGUGGAAUUAAUGACUUACCUGGAUUGCCUGCUGGAGUGAAGUUUGAUCCAACAGAUCAAGAGAUACUUGAACAUUUGGAAGCGAAGGUGCGGUCUGAUAUUCAUAAGCUUCAUCCUCUAAUUGAUGAGUUCAUACCUACUCUUGAAGGAGAGAAUGGAAUUUGCUAUACUCAUCCAGAAAAAUUGCCAGGAGUUAGCAAAGAUGGUCUGAUCCGUCAUUUCUUUCACCGACCUUCGAAAGCAUACACAACAGGAACAAGAAAAAGAAGAAAAGUACAUUCAGAUGAAGAUGGUAGCGAAACACGUUGGCACAAAACAGGUAAAACAAGACCAGUCUACAACAAUUCCAAGUUAAAAGGCUACAAAAAGAUCCUCGUACUUUACACUAACUAUGGAAAACUAAGAAAGCCAGAGAAAACAAAUUGGGUGAUGCAUCAAUACCAUCUUGGUAGUAAUGAAGAAGAGAAAGAAGGAGAGUUAGUUGUUUCCAAAGUUUUCUAUCAAACACAACCAAGACAAUGUGGUGGUGGUUCAUUGAUUAAAGACUCUGUUUCUGAAAAAACUAUCAAGGGUCAAAAUGGGAAUCAAGUGGUAAUUAAUGGUAAAAAUAGUACUAAUGGAUUUCUUGACUACUAUCGUUCAAAUUUCAUUUCUUUUGAUCAAGGAAAUCAACAUAGAGAUACUAAUGCUCAAGUGAUUAAUCAUUUUCCUGUUCUUGAAGGUGCUCCUAAUUUCAAUAUUCCUUGAUUCAAGUGGUGGACAGGCUAGAAAAUUAAAUUGAAGGAGACGAACAAAAUACUAUAUAUUAAUAUUGAGGCAUUACAUUAUAUUAUUAUAUAUAAUGCACACAUAAUUAAAUUAAGUUAAUAAACUAUACUAUAUAUAUACUUUAGUUAUGGGCUAAGAAUAAGGAGAGAAAUUGCUUCAUUUGAAAACUAUACUCUGAUAAGAUGUUUUUGUCAAGAGAGAAUUUGGUGAAAUAUGAAGAGAAACAAUUUUUAUAUGUAACACUAUUCUUUUCUAAAUUAUUUGUUUAAUUAGUUUCAA
Messenger RNA from Cicer arietinum (chickpea), 1681 nucleotides. RefSeq names its product NAC domain-containing protein (gene NAC53). Lineage: Eukaryota; Viridiplantae; Streptophyta; Magnoliopsida; Fabales; Fabaceae. Gene Ontology annotation, biological process: regulation of DNA-templated transcription. Gene Ontology annotation, cellular component: nucleus. The record is from RefSeq and is a predicted model, not a curated record. Gene Ontology annotation, molecular function: transcription cis-regulatory region binding; DNA-binding transcription factor activity.